Messenger RNA from Diospyros lotus (date-plum), 2049 nucleotides. RefSeq names its product pumilio homolog 12-like. The record is from RefSeq and is a predicted model, not a curated record. NCBI's taxonomy places the organism in Eukaryota, Viridiplantae, Streptophyta, Magnoliopsida, Ericales, Ebenaceae. Gene Ontology annotation, biological process: post-transcriptional regulation of gene expression. Gene Ontology annotation, cellular component: cytoplasm. Gene Ontology annotation, molecular function: mRNA binding. The transcript is spliced from 5 exons. The coding region runs from base 105 to 1685 and encodes 526 amino acids.
UUUCUUCUCUUCUCUCUUCAGACUCUUUCUCUCUCGCUCUCUCUUCACUCAUCUCUCUCUCUCUCUCUCUGUCUCUCUCUCUCUGCAUACACCGAUCAAUAUAUAUGGAGAACCGGCUGGGAAAUCGAACAACCUUUCCGAAUCUGAUUUAUCGGUCCCUUUCGACGCCGGAGAAUCAUGACCGCGCCUUUUCCGGCUACCCACUCCUCGACGACGGGACUUUCCCGAAGAGUCCCGAUCACUCCGUGGAAGCUGCUUUGGCCCACCUCAGCCUCUCCUCCCCGCCGGCGAGAGAUCCCGGAGCCGAUUUCACCGCGGCGGACUACUGCGCUGGCGGCGGGGAGUUAUCACGUCUAUCGACGGCGAACCUCAGUAUGAAUGCAGUGGACGAUGGCGCCAUGGGUUUUGGUGGGGCCCACAGUGAUCGAGUGGUGUGGGCCAAGAGUUGGGCGGGUUUCCGCACUGGCUCUUACUCGGCGGCGGCGAGCCAGCCGUGGCUAAGAGGCGGCGCCGUGGAAUCUUUUGGGUCUUUCUUGCAGCGCAAGAAACAAUCGGGAAAUCAACCCAAUUGCCGAUUCCCAAUUCUGCCCUUUUCCACCAAAAGCCGAUUCUUCACUAAUUAUGAGGGCCAUUUCGACGGAUUAUCGUCGAAAACUCCCAAGUUUUUUAGGCCUAACCUUUAUCUGUCUUGGGAUUGCUUGUCUUUGAAAGAUUUGCAGGGCCAAGUGGUGAAUUUGGCGAAAGAUCAAUUUGGUUGUAGACUAUUGCAGAAAAAAUUCGAGAACCCAAAAGAAGAUGAAAUUGAGAUGGCAGUGUCAGAAGUGGUGAGUCAUACAGGUGAGUUAAUUCGGGACCAAUUUGGAAAUUACCUUAUUCAGAAGCUUAUGAAAGUGGGGAACGAAAAACAGAGAAGUAGAAUUAUUCUUUCAAUCACCAGGACCCCAUUUCAACUCUUCAGUAUCUGUCUCAACCCUCACGGAAGCCGAGCUGUGCAGAAAUUGUUGCAGCAUGUUACUAGCGAAGGGACGAUUGCUUUUAUCGUCUCAGCUCUAGCCCCUGGUGCUGUGGCACUGUCCACUGACCCAAUUGGUCAUCAUGUGAUCCAGCAAUGUUUGAUUUGUUUCUCUAGUGAAGAUAAUAAGUAUCUUCUCAAUGAAAUAGCAGCUAACUGCUUUGAAAUUGCAACCAACAAAAGUGGAUGCUGCGUGCUGCAGUCAUGUUUGGAGCAUUCUGAGGGAGAACAGAGAGACCGUCUUGUGGCUGAGAUAAUUGCAAAUGCUCUUCACCUAUCUGAAGAUCCUUAUGGAAAUUAUGUGGUGCAACAAGUACUGGAUCUCAAGAUACCUGAAGCGACAGAGAAUCUUCUGAGACAGCUUGAAGGGAAUUAUGCAUCUCUGUCCUGUAACAAGUAUGCCAGUAAUGUUGUAGAGAAAUGUUUGAUUGAAUCAGGAGAAGAGCAAUCCUCAUGGAUCAUCAUAGACCUUCUUAGCAGUUGGAACGUCUCUAUGCUUCUAGUGGAUCCUUUUGGAAACUUUGUCAUUCAGUCAGCUUUAUCAGUGUCUAAGGGGCUCAUCCGCAAUGCCUUGCUCAACCUAAUCUGGGCGAAUGCUCCCUCCCUGCGCACCAAUCUUUAUGGGAAGAAAGUCCUUGCCUGUUUCGAGAAGAUGAAGCUGCAAAAGGCAUAGCCAAUUCUCAACUCUUGUCAGGCUGCCACCUUGGUCAUUGCUGCUUCAGUCUCUUCAAGGUGUUAAGGCCUUGUUAAGUUGUACUUGUAACCGUCCUUUGCAAUGCUAAUUAUGUAGCAUCUCCUUGGAAACUUGUAGUUUGCAGUCUGUUAAUAGACAUUGAACUGAAAGAGCGAGAAGAAAUGAGGUUAGAAUAAAUGGUAGCCGCAUAGAAGCUCAUAAAAAGUUCUCCGCGCGAGCUUCUUGUGGGGAUUAGAGUGGUAGUGUGUGUUGUGCUGUCUAACUGUAGAAAUCUGGGGGAUAUGUGUUGUUCCUUGUUAUAACAUAGUUUCAUAAAUUUUAAUAAUUACUAUUUGAACUUGUU